This is a messenger RNA of Protopterus annectens (West African lungfish), 4873 nucleotides long. RefSeq names its product matrilin 4 (gene MATN4). The coding region runs from base 424 to 2532 and encodes 702 amino acids. Gene Ontology annotation, molecular function: calcium ion binding. The transcript has 14 exons. NCBI's taxonomy places the organism in Eukaryota, Metazoa, Chordata, Ceratodontiformes, Protopteridae. The record is from RefSeq and is a predicted model, not a curated record.
UCUGUUGGCUGUAUUUUGGUCCCCAAAGCACAUUUAUUUCCGAUGUUGCCUUUCCUUCGUUUUGUUGCUUUUCUUUCCUUUAUGAACUGUUUAUUACUUCAUUCUGUUUCGUAAUACUAUUAAAGUGCCUUUGUUUCCCUGAUUAUAUAUACCCUGGGCUUGAUUUCGCUUCAUUAUUGGAUGUAAGUGAAACUAAAUCUGCUUCCGCUAAUACGCAGCAUCCCCCGUGCAGUUUACACUGCAUUCAGCUCUCGGAGUGAAUCCACAACAUAAUCAGAAGCUAAGAAUCCAAAAGGGCUACCUUUGCCAGCAUUGAUUCCGUUGUCCCGGCAUCACCUCCAACCUUGCAGAAGAAACUUCACUCCCUCCAAGCACAUCUGCUGUGAAUUUAACACCACCAACACCGGGUACUAAAGCAAAAAGAUGAAGCGGUUUGUUUUUAUAAGUUUAUAUCUGCUUGCUGUGACCAGAUUAGAUGCAGCUCCCCAGAUUCCAGGUAAGACAUGUAGAACAGGUCCUCUCGAUUUGGUCUUCAUCAUUGAUAGUUCAAGAAGUGUCCGUCCUUUUGAAUUUGAGACCAUGAGGAAAUUCAUGAUUAACAUUAUCGAUGUUCUUGAUGUUGGUGUCAAUGCUACACGUGUGGGAGUCGUCCAGUACUCCAGUCAAGUUCAAAAUGUCUUCUCCCUGAAGUCGUUCUUCAAGAAACAAGAUAUUGUCAAAGCAAUUAAUGAUAUCAUUCCCUUGGCACAAGGUACCAUGACAGGACUGGCGAUUCAGCAUGCCAUGAAUGUGGCUUUUACUGUUGAGGAAGGAGCACGUCCAUUGGAUUUAAAGAUUCCCAGAGUGGCUGUUAUUGUCACUGAUGGAAGGCCUCAGGAUCGUGUUACAGAAGUUUCUGCAAGAGCACGUGAGACUGGAAUUGAGAUUUAUGCAGUUGGUGUUCAGAGAGCAGAUAUGAAUUCACUCAGAGCCAUGGCAUCACCUCCCCUGGAGAAGCAUGUUUUCUUGGUCGAAUCAUUUGAUCUUAUCCACCAGUUUGGUGUACAGUUCCAGAAAACAAUUUGUGUUGAUGUGUGCAAUGACACAGAUCAUGGUUGCCAACAUAAAUGUGUCAGCACCCCCGGUUCCUACUACUGCGAAUGUAACCCUGGUUUCAGACUCAAUGAUGAUGGCAAAACCUGCUCAGCUAUCGACCUGUGUGCAGAGAGGAAACAUGACUGUCAGCAUAUCUGUGUCGCUUCUCCUGGCUCCUACACCUGCCGUUGCCGUCCUGGUUACAUACUGAAUGAUGACAAAAAGACCUGCAGAAUGAUUGACCUGUGUGCACAGGGGAAACAUGACUGUGAACACAUCUGUGUCGCUUCUCCUGGUUCUUACACAUGCCGCUGCCGGCCUGGUUACAUACUAAAUGAUGACAAGAAAACAUGUAGAAUGAUUGACAUGUGUGCAGAAGGGAAAAAUGACUGUGAGCAAAUCUGUGUCGCUUCUCCUGGUUCCUACACAUGCCGCUGUCGGCCUGGGUACCUACUAAAUGAUGACAAGAAAACUUGCAGAAUGAUAGACUACUGCUCUUUUGGGAACCACAGUUGUCAGCAUGAAUGUGUCAACGUUCUGAAUGGUUACUACUGUCGCUGCAAUGAAGGAUUCGUACUGCAGGAAGAUGGGAAAACAUGUAAACCUGCUGACUUCUGCAACACUAUUGAUCAUGGCUGUGAGUUUCAGUGCGUCAGUACCCCGGGAUCUUACCACUGUAUAUGUCCAGAAGGUCAGCUGCUCCAGGAUGAUGGAAAGAGCUGUGGCAAGUGCAAAACUGGCCAUGUCGACUUGGUAUUUGUCAUUGAUGGCUCCAAGAGUGUUCGACCUGAAAAUUUUGAACUCGUGAAGCAGUUUGUUAAUCAGAUUAUUGACUCACUUGAUGUAUCUCUUCAUGGCACCCAUGUCGGGCUGGUUCAGUAUUCUAGCAGAGUACGUACUGAAUUCCCUCUCAAGGCAUACCACACAGUUGCAGACAUUAAGAAAGCUGUUUCACAAGUUCAGUACAUGGAAAAGGGCACUAUGACAGGACUGGCACUGAAGCAUAUGGUAGAACAAAGCUUUUCUGAUGAGGAAGGUGCCAGACAUCCAUCUAAAAACAUACCCAGGAUAGGAGUGGUCUUUACUGAUGGACGGUCACAGGACAGCAUAAGUGAAUGGGCUGCAAAAGCCAAAGAAGCAGAUAUCACCAUGUAUGCUAUUGGUGUUGGCAAAGCUGUAGAGGAGGAGCUAAAGGAAAUCGCCUCUGAGCCAGUCGAUAAGCACUUUUUCUAUUCUGCAGACUUCACUACCAUCAAUCUGAUUGCAGAUAAUCUCAAGCUACGUAUCUGUCCAGAGGAAAGCAAAGGUGAAACAGAGAUAAAGGACCCCUGUGAAUGUGAAAGUCUUGUGCAGUUCCAAACAACCACACUGGAAACAUUAGGAAAACUCACUUCUAGACUGGACCAGAUGACUGCCAGACUUGCCCAGCUGGAGAACCAGCUUGCUGAAAAGAAAUAAAUCUCCACAGAUGGCACUUAAUGAUGCUAAAGGAAUUUGACUGUGUAAUUUGUUUUUAAGGAAUUUCAAGAUAUCUAUAUAUUUAAGAGAUUCUUUUUUUAAAGGGGUCAGUGAUGUUCUAAUAAAAUGCACAAACUGUGUAAUAUUUGAUAUGACUGUGUAAAAUCUGAUUUAUGUGAAAAGAAAAAGCCCAAUGAAUAUCUUGUAUGAAGUUCCUACAUUUUGAGUGUUUCUUUUAGUAGUGUUUUAUAAAAUGGAUCCCUAUGCUAUAAUUCAAAGUCAAAUGGAAUCCACUAACACUGUUCAUCAUUUUUGGCAGCUAAAGAAGAUACAGAAUUCAAAACUGAUCACCUGAAAAUGAGUUUUACAUAAAAUAAAUGAGGAAGUUCCCUCCGUCAUCUAUUCUACAUUCAUUUUACUGGGAAUGAACAGGGUAAUGUUUAGUAAGAAGUGAAAUCCAAACACAGCCAUGUCAGCAAAUCACCACUGGUAGCUUACCAUGCUUAACCCAUAGCCCCACUGUAAAGUAUAUCACAACACUAGAAAUCUUCCUUUUUCUUCUCUUCUUGUCCUUUUAUCAAAAUAAGUUAUUUUCAUUGUUAACAGUUGCUUUAUUGUUGACAUACUUUAAUUUAUUUUCCAUAGAACGUUCAGUGUUGCUGAUGACUUGGAUUCUGCUAGCAUUGCAUAAUAGAACAUACUGCUUUGGUUUACCUUAGCCUUCUGCUUUUGUUUCUAGUAUAUUGCCCACCGAAUCCUUAUAAAUAAAAAUGUCACCUGACAAAAUAAGGCAAAACCCCCUGCUUACAGGUUGCCAAGAUAUAUAAAGUUGUAUUAUUUCUUGAACAGAAAAUUUCACACGACAUCAGCUGUUUGCAGCCAUUCCAUAAUAAACAGUUUAGCGUAUACAUGAUUGCCAUCUUUGCAGUUUACAUGUAAAGACUGAAAUCUGAACAUUUUAUUCUUCCUUCAAAAAACAUGCGAAUGGAAGAGGCCACCUACACCACAGAAUAUUUUCCUAUCUCUGAGCUGUCACAUGAAAUGACCAAACAGAAAUUUAUUGUCAAUCUGUAGAGAAAAGGGAAGAGCACGUGUCAUCCCUGUCACUGAGAAACAGUUCUCACAAGCCAUUUAUGCAGACUGGAAGCUGAAUUAUAGUGUAAGGCCACCUGCUCAUUUGGUUGAGAUAUGUGUUCUACAUCACACAGCCAUGCAUACACAUUUAUAGAAAAUUCUGGGACAUCCUGUCAAAAGUCUUCAUUCUUUAAAAAUGUAUAUAACCACAUAUGUCACAUCUCAAAUCUAAACCAAAUUUUAAAGUUUAAAUUAUGUACCCGGCCUAUAGACCUAUAGCUGUCAGUGAAUAAAAGAUGCUUAUGGCAAUAUCUACUUAUUAUUAAUAUGCCAUUGCUGACAUUUGUAAUAUUUUGCAACAUCACUCACAUUCACAGUACGAUUCAUAGCAGUAUAGUGAAGUAUAACAUAACUAACUGCUAGCUAAGACACAAAGUUUCUGAAAAGACAGCAGUGUAUUAAUUAAUGAGAAUAUCUGCUUCUUCAUGUGCCUGGACUAUUUACAGCUAAAAAGGAAUUCAGUGUCUUGUGGGCCAUGCAUGAUAUAUUACCUGUUUGCAUUAUUCUACUGCAAACAAUUGUAUAUCUGGAAUGAUUAUCAUGUUUUAUAUACAGAAUGUCUAAUCAGAACAUAUGAUGGAGAGGUAGCUGGUUUUAAAAUGUAUUUGUAUAAAAAAUGUGUUUCUGUCCUGCACCCUACAAAUAUAUGUUUAUUGAAUGUUAUGCUGAAAACAUAAGCUAAAAAAAUCAGUAUUUCAAGAUACGGUGUAUGUAUAAUCACUCCACUACCAAAGGUGAUUGUAGUAGGCCAGUGAAGAAAUGCUCUGGUAUUUGAUGGCAAAUAAUAUUAAUAACUAAUGUAUUAUUUUGCAUCUUGCAUAUCUGUGAAGUCUACCUGUUAUAUAAUUCAGGUGUAUUAUAACUAAUAACCUCAUAUGUUAACAAUAUGGAUUUUAAACUAGUCUGUGGACACCAACUCCUGUCUCUCUGACAUCGGUGGAACAUUUUUUAGUGACGAGACCUAUCACUAUGACUUAAUGCUGUGCAUUUUAUCAGUUACUAAUGUACAGUAUGCUUUCUGCAUUUUAUACAUUAUUAAAAGACUGUCAGUCUCAUAGAAUCCAUCUCAAGAGGAACCAGAAUGUAUAUCCUAGUUAACUAAAAUGCACAUUAUUUGAAAUAAAAUGCACAUGUUAUAUGAAUGUUUCUGAGUUGUAUUUAAAUGUCUCAUAAUUUGUAUAUAUAAACAAGGAUGUUCCUCACAUCA